AGGUAGGUAGGUAGGUAGGUAGGUGUAUAAAUGCCGGAAAGGGGGGAAGAGGAAAAAGAAACCAAACGGAGGGGGAGGGUGAGGCUUUGAGUAAGUAUGCUGGGCAGGUAGGUAUAGGUAUGGUGCAGCUCAGCUUAUAAGUCGCGAUAUUACGUAUGUAGGCGAUGAAGAUAGGUUCACGUAUGACAGAUGACCGUAUGGAUGGAAAUUGGAAAAUAGGAAAUGGGGAUAGAACCAAAAAGGAAACAUGCAGGGUAGUAUAGGGCAGGGCAGGGCAGGGUCAAGGUCCAGGUCCGGGUCCAGGUCCAGGUCCAGGUCUGUAUGUACGUGUGCGUAUGCGUUUAUGUAUGUGUAUACCUACGUCAAGGCGUCGAGGGUGGUGGUGGGUGUGUGGACGUUAGGAGAAGGCGAUGUACAGAGAGGUAAGCUCGGCGGUAUCAUGUGCAUCCGUGCAUGGAUACGCGAUGCAUGGGCGUGCAGUCGUAGCUGGCGAUGGCGACGGCGACGAAGAGGAGGAUCUUGUCGUGUGCCCCCGUUUCUCUCUCUCUCUCCACAGGUAUCCGGAUCUGGAUCUGGGAUUCGCGCGUGUAAGUCUGCCUCUGUUCCGUGUAGGGACGGACGGUGUAGGUGUGCGCUAAGCAGGGCAGAGGGAAGACGACGAUGGCAACGGACUAGGGAAGAAGAAGAUGCGCCAUCAGUCAUCCACAUACAUGAUGCAUACAUACACGAUGCAUAACAAAGAACGAGCGAGCGAGCGGCCGAGCUAGG
Messenger RNA from Durotheca rogersii, 768 nucleotides. RefSeq lists its product as uncharacterized. NCBI's taxonomy places the organism in Eukaryota, Fungi, Ascomycota, Sordariomycetes, Xylariales, Xylariaceae. The coding region runs from base 248 to 736 and encodes 162 amino acids. The record is from RefSeq and is a predicted model, not a curated record. The transcript has a single exon.